Emys orbicularis (European pond turtle) is the source of this 2054-nucleotide messenger RNA. It is a transcript of the gene SNRNP27, whose product is annotated as small nuclear ribonucleoprotein U4/U6.U5 subunit 27. Gene Ontology annotation, biological process: RNA splicing. The transcript has 6 exons. The record is from RefSeq and is a predicted model, not a curated record. The coding region runs from base 26 to 496 and encodes 156 amino acids. Lineage: Eukaryota; Metazoa; Chordata; Testudines; Emydidae. Gene Ontology annotation, cellular component: precatalytic spliceosome.
GUCGCCAGGGUUCGGGCUCGGCGGGAUGGUCCGGAGCCGCUCCAGGUCCCCCCCGCGGAGGGAACGUAGGCGCUCUCGUUCUGCAUCCCGGGAGAGGGAGAGGAGGCGACGGGAGCGUUCGAGGUCCCGGGAGAGGGACAGGAGGAGGAGUCGUUCCCGUUCCCCGCACAGGAGGCGAUCCAGGUCCCCGAGACGGCACAGAUCCAGCUCUUCUUCCCCGUCCCGGCAGAAGGAAAGGCGAGACGAUGAAAAGAAAGAAAACAAAGACGCCAAAAGCAAAGAGCAUCAGAUCACCGAAGAAGAUAUGGAAGGCAAAACAGAGGAGGAAAUUGAGAUGAUGAAAACAAUGGGAUUUGCAUCCUUUGACACAACAAAAGGGAAGAAAGUGGAUGGCUCUGUAAAUGCCUACGCUAUAAACGUGUCACAGAAGAGAAAGUACAGGCAGUACAUGAACAGAAAAGGCGGAUUCAACAGACCGUUGGAUUUUAUUGCCUGAUGUCUAGUCUUGUUACCUGUGAAGAAUGACCUCUGGAGCAUGAAUGGUUAACAUUUUAUUGUCUCGCUAUGACUUGUGUGUGCUGGGAUCUCAGAGACAGGAACUCAGCUUCUCACCGUAAAACGAAAUCAGCUUAUUUAUGAGAGUCCAGAAACACUUGCUUUGCCUCCUAGGAAGAGAGGGUAAAAAUGAUGCUUUCUAGAAACGUUGGGUUUGAAUAUGUUCAGGCCUGUUUUGUUCCCUGUCAGGACUUUCCUGUUAGAUGUAUUAUUUUUCAUUUCUUCUAUGAGGUUUUUUUUUUUUUUUUUUUUUUUUAAAUAACUAAAUAUUGUCAGUUACAAUAAAAACCAGUAUAUAUUUACUCCCACCCCGUAAUUAAAAUAUGAUGGUGUUGCUCAGGAAUAAAGCACCAGAGAGGAGGCUGUUGGAGAUAUGUCUGGGCAAUUUUUUGCCUGUCAAACAGAGGGAUUGAUCACUCAGAAGAUAAAUCUGGUUUAGGAUUUAAAACAGAAACAGGAUUAUUUUGAAAGUGUGCUCAUGGGAGAAUCUCAGGGAGCCAAGCUGUCUCUAAUGUUGAAAGAGAAUUGUUUUCCUAAUUUAAGAUCUCUCCCUCCUCCCCUCCUUACUUUUCACUUAUCCCUUUCCUUACUAGUUAAUAAUCAAAGUUGUCCAGAACUACCGAAUAGGAUAGUAUAGCAUAGUGGCAAAGGGUUGCAGUGAGUUUACUUACUGUUUGGCUUGGAAAAACAUACCGUGUUGGAAUAGUCUUUAGUUUUCAUAUUUGUUUACAGAUUUCUUACUUAAAAUUCUUCUUGAGGCUGAUUCUUCUCUGAGCAAAGUUUGGAGGUAAAUCUGGGUUAUAUUAAAGACCCAGAGGUGAAACAUUUAACGCCUUCCACUUUCCUUGCUUACUAUGCAUCUAGAUUAUUUUUAUAAACAACCUUUUCCAAAUGCCAUGGUUUAUUUGCUGUUCCAUUUCACACACAUACCAGCAGGUGGCAGCACAUGCAGUGGCUGAUUUCAAGAGGUGGGUUAAAACUUAUUCAUAGUGGUAGACCCCAUGCCCAUUUGACAUAAAGUGCCUAAUGAACAUCUCUGCUCCCAUUCACAAUCAUGUACACCUCUCCCAUUCAUGAUUGCAUAACGUCCCUGUGGCAAAUACCGCCAUUACUUACAUGGCAAAGGAACAUUUGAAAAGUGCUGUGUGUAUAUUAGCUCUUCCUCGUUCAAUAAGCAGUGUUUGUCCUUCUUUGAAAAAUAUUAAUCAUGUUCUCUGUUAUUCUUCAUCUCCUCUCUCCAAUUUGUCUGUGGGACCAGUCUGCUGUCUCUGAACCACCAGCAUCUGAUCCUAAAGCACCUGUGGACUGAGGUUUUGGGAAUGUCUGAUCAGAAGUUUGAUAACUCUCACGUGAUGCAAAUAGUUAAAAUCUCUUGCAUACAUGUACCUUUUAACCUCCGAGACGUGGAUAGCAAAUAGCCUUUGCCUUAGAUGACCUGUUUUUCUUUUUUAAUCAAGCUCAGUAUUCAUGCCUUGGCAAUUGAGAUCCUUUCCUAAAGC